CCCACCUCAUCAACUACAACUACACCACUUUAAUGUAGUAUGUAGUGGAAUGAAAUAAUAUAUAAUAGCAGUGAUAAUUAUAUGAUAUAGUAUUUUGAAAUAUAUAUUACGUUUAGUGCUGCUGGCACUAUUAUUAUUGUUGUUAUAUAAAUAAUGAAUGCAGCAUAUAUUGGGUACAGUGUGUACAGUGUGUUGUGUUGCUCCCCUCCUGCGAUGAACACUUGUAGGUACAACCUCCUCUGAGCAUGCGCAGAACGACCGUCCGCCGCCUGUAUGUGCUCGCAGACAUCAUCAUCACAGGUUGAGCUGCACAUCCUCCUCUUCUUCCACAAGGAGGGACCUUCUUCAGCAAAUCCGUGCUCCUCUUUCUGUCCCCGCCGCCGCCGCCGCUGCUGCCGCCGCGGUGUGAGAACAACCAGCACGGAGGGAGCGGAAGCCAUAAGAUGAAGAAACGCUAUGUGGACGCGAGCAGGCUACGGAAAAUGAAAAAGCUGAAAAUAACGGAGAAGCUGUCUGAGAGUGCGUACACCUUCCUGAAGUUUAUGAUGAUGUGGACGCUGGUGCUGCUGGCAGAUUUCAUCCUCGAAUUCAGACUGGAGUACUUGUGGCCAUGCUGGCUCUUCUUCGGGAGUGUGUACACCACUUUCCACUGCCACGGGCUGGUUAUUUGUGUUGUUUUUGUUUGUGCUGCCUUCACUCUGGACAUCUUUUGUUUAAUUUUUGUUCCUUUGCACUGGCUGUUCUUUGUGGCCAGCACCUAUGUGUUGUUCAAUUACAUAUGGCACACAGAGAAAGGCAUCUGCAUAUCAACGGUGUCCCUGUGGAUCCUGCUUGUGUACACAGAGGCUUCACUUCGACUCAAGGACCUUAAAACCUCUCAUGCCAACCUGUCUCAUCUUUUUGCUGCACACUGCAUUGGAUAUCCUGUGGUGUAUCUGGGGUUCGAUGCCACCUGCUACUUCACUAACAUUUUCAAGCUGCGCAUACAGAAAGCCGUGCAGAGCGAGAAUGACUUCCACAUGCACCUCCUGCAGCACUCGCUCCCUCCAGGCCUGCAGGUUUACCCCAAGACGGGCACAGAUGGCAGCGGCAGCUCUAAAUGGAAGAUAAAGCCUGAGUCGACUCAGUAUCAAUGUCAGAACGGUGCUGUCAUGGCCCACGAUGAGGUGCACACCAUGGACUGCCUCCAGAUUCGCAGCGAGGAAAGAGCGACAGAGAAAGGAGCACAGGAAGUGAGGUCAGUUGAAUCAAACCGGCGGCCGUUAUCAUCCAAAACUGGUGAGUCCAGAGAUCUGCUCCACUCUGGGGCAGGAGGACCAGAAUCCUCCACACCCCCAGAAAAUCUACCUCAAGAUGAGCAAGGGAGCAAAGCCACACGGGCGGCUAAAAGCUCCUCACCAAAAGCCCGCAGAGGCAGCACGAACACUCCUUCGCCACCUGCGGGGAGGACUGAGAAGAAGCAGAGAUCCAGCUCAAAGACAGUCAGCCCCAACCGGGAUGUAACGGAGAAGAGCGCCACAGCAGCUCAGAACCACCACACUGAACAGAUGACCAGGCUGGAGCAGGAGCUGAGGAGGCUGAAGGGUGAGCUGCAGGUGAGCAGGCAGAGUGAGCAGGAGCUGCGAAGUCACAUCUGCAACCUGACUAACAGCGAGAGGAGCCUGAGACCAGAGGUUUCCCUGCUCAGACAGUCCAACAUGCUGCUUCAGAGCAAGAUUCUGUGUCUGACUAAAACCAAGCAGAGGGACAAGCAGAGCAGUGCGAUGCUGGAGAAGAAGACCAGAGCAGAGACGGAGGCCAGACUCUCUUUUGAGAAACAGUUGGCUGAGCUUCAGGCUCAGAAACUGGAGGAAGCAGCCAGCACAGCACGGAGUCUAACAAACAGGCAGGAACACUGUGAAACCCAAAUGUUAAGGAAAAGAGUUAAAGAUCUAGAGACAGAGUACAAACAACUACAGCUGGAGUGUCAAGUCAAACAGAGUCGUGUGGUAGAGCUAGAGAGUGAUGUUGAGGCUUUGGGGAAGUACCGCUGUGUGGAGAAAGAGACGGACAUGCUGCUGUCCACUCUGUCAGCCAUGCAGGAGAAGGCUCAACAUCUGGAGUACAACCUGAGCGCAGAGACUCGCAUCAAACUGGACCUGUUCUCAGCUCUGGGAGACGCCCGCCGACAGCUGGAAAUCGCUCAAGAUAAAGUGAUGAAGCAGGAUCGGGAGAUAAAGGAGAUGAAGCAGAAGAUCGCAGAGGUCAUGGCCGUCAGUCCCGGCGUAUCUUACAUGGCUCCUCGGCCUCCGGUGCCGCAGUAUCUCACCAAGUUAAUCAACUCUGAGCGCUACAUGCUGAAUCCACGAGCACUGAUGUACCAGUGUCUGAAGAAAUAACAGUCUGUCAUCGCCUUUUCGUGAUCCUCAGACCCCUCCAUCUUUAAACAUCAGGGGAAGAAGAGGCUAAUGGAUUUUAUCACAGAGCUAAAUGACACCACAAAGUCAUCUACUUCCAGCCAUGAGUGGAACCAGAACGAGCCUCCAAUAGUUGAAUGCCUUUUGCUGCACUGAUGGUGCUAACUUUACAUUAUCAUCUGUUUUACCUGUUUCCUCUCACAUCGAGGGUCGAAGAGUUUCACUCCAAAAUGAUAUGCAGAGCUGCUGGAGGCACAAGUUUUUAUGUAAAGAUACCCUCGUCCUGACAGCAUCAGAGAAAAGCACAACAUGUCUUUAAAAUCAGACCCUGUAGAUCUGUCUAAGCAAAUGAUUUCUGGAUAUGUAAGUUUAAAAUGUACAAGGAGGUAAAUCAUGCCACCCUGCAAACCUAUUAUCUUACUGAGGGCAGCUUUAAAAGGUUGAUUAACUAGGGACAGUAUAUUUCCUGGUGUUACGGUAAAACUACACACUCAAAAUGUCGUUAUGAAAAAUAUUCAAGAUUUUAGGGACUAUAAUAACUUUCCUUUUAAUUAUACAGAAUGAUCUUGAUCUGCAGGGACGUUGACUAAUGAAUUCAAAAUAACAUUUUUUAAAUCUUGUUUGUUCUUAGUUUAUCUUAGAACAAAUUAAUCUAAUAAACCUUCUUCACAGCAGACAUUUUGACUUGUCAUAAGAAAGCACAGAUGUUAAUGAUAAGUUUAACAAAGGCUCUGUUCUAUUUAAAUGUCCGACUAAGCCAUGACAGCGAGCCAGCAUUAACAGUACCAUGGACGCUAAAACUGAAGCAGCUAAAUGGAAUUCAGCCAUCAUUCAUUUCUGUUUGACACGUCAAAAGCCCCGUUUCCACUGAGCAGUACGGUGCAGUUUAGUUCGGUACUGUUUCCACUGCAGAAAGUUGUGGAUGGUACCAAUGGAACCGUUUCGUACCGUCCCCAUUUUCGUCCCCCCUCUGUUGGGGUACCUAGCACACAGAUCUGGUCUCAAAAAGUGGAGCUGUGAACACUGCAGUCUGUUGAUUGGUAAAUAGCGGACAGUCACUCUGCUCAUGGCUGUGUUGAUAUUAUAAUCCUCACUCAGAGAAGAAAAAAGCAUCGUGGAGCGUAGUUCCUGUGGGCUACAGCAACACUAAACCCCUGAGCUUGCCUGAGAAGGACUGAAUGCACAAACCUGCUAUUUUUAAAUAUCCCAUGGAGAGAGACUCUCACUGCACCCUGUUCUAUUUUGUUCUGAAAAUAACGGUGUGCAGCCUCGUUCUGUGGACGAUAAACAAGGUGCAGACGCUCCAUCUAUGAGGAAACACAGUGAGUGUUGGACGGAGCAGUGAGUGACAACAACCCCACCCACAUUUAAGAGUACUGUUUGUGGUGGAAACGCUAGGGUCUGGGUACCAUGUCUGAAGGGUUACUUUUGGUUCCAAAGGUACCAUACUGAAAGUGUUUGGUAGAAAGGGGGCUGAACUGUCUCUUGUGAAAAAGGCCUGUAAAAAUCUGAUGAUGUCAUGCUGCAGUGGAUUUAGUAAAAAGUUUUCCUUUGGACUGAAUACUACUCACUGAAGUCUAAAUAUGAAUAUACGUGAUAAUAUUGAAUUAUCCCCAAAGCAUAGUUAGUUGUGUUUAUGGACUACUUUUAAAUUUAAGGAUAAAAUAAACCUUUAUUCAAUGAAACACAAAUAUUAGGUCCAAACAAUAUUCUAUUUGCAAUUUUCUCAAAGCAUAAAUAUAAUUUAUUAAUUAACUUUAACAUAUGCUGAGUUUUAAGGAAAGUAUGUCUGUGACUGUAAAUAGUGGAUUAAGAUUAUUUGAAUUGUGCUGAAAUUCAGAAGAUGAAAGUCAUCAAAAUCAGACUUUUAAAAUCUAAGAUGUGUUUUGGAAUGAGACCCUUCAGAGUUGUGGACAUUUUGAUGUCACAGGUGUCAUAUUUGUGCAAAGCUUCCCAGCUGCAAUAUGGAAGUUUCUUGAGAACAGUUUGCAGCGAUGAAGAUAAAGUUGAGGAGAAGAUUAUCUCUUUCAACUGACAGCUAACAGCUACAUUUGGCAGCUCUCGGCUCAAGAAGGGCAAACCUCUGGAAAAGAGAUACAGUGUGAAGAAGUGGACUGAGUGUUUCCACUUCGUUUGCCAGAAUCAGACUUCGUCCACGAGUCAAAGUGGAGUUGUGAAUAACAAGGAAUGGUGUUGACCAAACAUGGUUCAUGAAUUUAAUUACUGUGCCUAUAUACAUUACUUUCAAACUGGGAAGUAAAAAAACAAAUUUAAUGUGAAAGAGUAAUGUGUUUGAAUUGAAGUGCUAUGUACUGUUUUUGUAGUUUUUUGUUUGUUUUCUUUCUUUCUUUCUUUCUUUCUUUCUUUCUUUUUUAAUUCACUGUACAGAAUUGAAAAUAUCCACACAGCUGAAAAACACUCAUGAACUGGAUGUCACCAUUUUGGUAGCUUUUUAUUUAGAGUGUGUUUCUAGAGUGUUUUAUAUCAAAAAUAUUUUUUAGUCUUGCUGUACUUUUAUUAUACUGCUGUAAUUUUGUACGGCACUGUGUUUGUCAGCAUGAAAUGUGUUUUAUUCAACAGUUAUUUGAGCACACAUUGUGACUUUAAGUAUGUACAUGAAUAUACUUGUACAAGGGCUACAGUUUCUUAAAAUUUUGAACAAAUAACUCCAACAGUGAUGCUCUGAGGGUACA
This is a messenger RNA of Epinephelus fuscoguttatus (brown-marbled grouper), 5089 nucleotides long. Its product is annotated as macoilin. The record is from RefSeq and is a predicted model, not a curated record. NCBI's taxonomy places the organism in Eukaryota, Metazoa, Chordata, Actinopteri, Perciformes, Serranidae. Gene Ontology annotation, biological process: neuronal signal transduction. The transcript is spliced from 11 exons. Bases 444 to 2378 code for a protein of 644 amino acids. Gene Ontology annotation, cellular component: rough endoplasmic reticulum membrane.